Molecule: messenger RNA, 1916 nt
Organism: Chiloscyllium plagiosum (whitespotted bambooshark)
Lineage: Eukaryota; Metazoa; Chordata; Chondrichthyes; Orectolobiformes; Hemiscylliidae
Source: RefSeq, a predicted model, not a curated record
AAUGACUUGCUUUGCAGGUUGGCUGAAGUGCAACAGCCCCAUCACUAUCCUCUGUUCAAGUCGGCGCUGGUGGGAUUACUGUCCUCCAUGGAUUUCCUCAAAUGCCUCCAUGUGAAGGCACGCAGCGAGGUGUACCCAAGCUCUGAAAUCCAACGUUUCCCUGUCCCGGAUGAUAAGGUGGACUGGGCAGUGCAGUGGGCUGAUUAUAAGCCAGUCGACUACACUGCGCCCUCACUGCUCCGGCGGCCACCUUGGGCAGACCCACCUUACAGUGAUGAAAGAGAGCUGGACACGCUGUUAAAGUUUAAUCAGUUGGAUGGUGGAGUGGAUAGAACGUCUCAUAUUAUUUCGUACAAUGUGGUAAAUGGAUUCCCACGGAAUCCCUGUGGACGGACUGGAAUGAGGGGUAGAGGACUCUUGGGAAGAUGGGGCCCUAAUCAUGCAGCAGACCCUAUUGUGACAAGAUGGAAGAGGGAGGCUGGAAAACCAAUAAUUCACAGUCACUGUGGGAAGCCCAUCUUGCAGUUUGUAGCAAUAUGUAGAAGAGACAAUGAGGAGUGGGCCAUUCCUGGGGGAAUGAUAGAUCCCGGUGAGAAAGUGUCAGUCACUCUCAAAAGAGAGUUUGGAGAAGAGGCACUGAACUCCCUCGAGUUACCCAAAGCUGAGAGACAACAAACGAAAGCAUUAAUCGACUCCCUCUUUCAAGCUGGAGAGUUGGUCUACAGAGGAUAUGUGGAUGAUCCCCGGAAUACUGAUAAUGCUUGGAUUGAGACAGUGGCUAUGAAUUUCCACGAUGAGGCAGGCGACAGCGUGGGAAAGCUGAACCUUCAGGCGGGUGACGAUGCAGGCGCCGUCAAGUGGAUGGACAUCGACAAGCGGCAGAGACUGUACGCCAGCCACGCCGAGAUGCUCCACCAGGUCACAAAGAUGAGGGACGCUCAUUGGUAACAGACUAGCUCGGAGCCUUUCCUAACCUGAGGUGUUCCAGUAGGAAUUGCUAACACGAGAGGUGAAACAUUCACAAUUUGCCUUCGAAACCACCCCCUUUUUGCAGUCAGGAAAUCAUUACACAGAAGAAACCUUUCCAGGAGAGAGAGAGAGAGAGCAGCUUUAAUGAUGUUUUUAAACUGCACUGUGUUUUAACUUUGGAGUGGCACUGAAUGGAUUUUUAGACCCUCACAUCCUUACAGACCCUCUGUAUUGUUCUCUCUUUUUACUCCUUUGUUUGCCCCCGCAGUCCCCACACCUCCCCCUGACCAGGUGGCUUGAUCCCAGCCACGGCUUGUGCUUGGUUGUGAUGAGAGGCUGGUGACUGAUACAUUGGUAUCAGCUUGCUGCUGGUUAUUGAGGCUGCCUUCCAACUUGGAUUUACAUGUCUGUUAUUUCCUGGUCCGGCACACAAAUGACCAAUAUGCUUUUUGGGGGGGUGAGGGGGGUGCAGAUGAUCUAAUAUUCCCAGAGUCCCCCUCCAUUGGGGCUUUCUGCCCCCUCAUACCUGUUUCUGUUUUUGCAGAUUAAUACUUAAUUUCUGCCUGGGAUUUGAGCGUCACUGGCAAGGCCAGCAUUUGUUGUUAAUUCCUGAUUGUCCUUGAAAAGGACAAAGCGACAAAAGGCAUUAUUGUGAUUUGUCAGCAACUCGAUUAUCGCUGUACCAGGACGGGAGAGGGCAAGUUUGACAGACUUGACAGUCUUUUCCAUCCCACCCAUUACUGUGUUUUUAUAUUCCUGGUAUGAACACUUCCCACUACCUGUCAGCAGGUGGUGCCGUUGUCCUGUGUGACAGAUACUAUCUUGGACAAUAUGGGCAGGGAAUUAAAGGAAGGUUCAAAAUGGAGCUGUGGGUGGAUGGUGGGUGAUUGAGUUUCUUCCAGAAAUGAAAUGUGAACAUUAAAGACUCUCUGAAUUUACAGUGUGAA